ACAUGCCGUAAAGUGGGCUUGCUUCCGGCUGGGGCUGACGGGAGGUCCGGGGCCUCGUGUGAGGCAUCUAGGACUCGGAGCCCGUGGAUGCCAGUUCCAUCUCCAGCCCCUCCGUCCGCCCGGCCUCCCAGGGACCCGCCGUCUCCUCCGGCCGGCACCCAGCGUCCCCAAGAUGUUCAAAAAGUUUGAUGAAAAGGAGAACGUAUCCAACUGCAUCCAGCUGAAGACAUCAGUUAUUAAAGGCAUUAAGAACCAACUGAUAGAUCAGUUUCCUGGCAUUGAACCAUGGCUUAACCAAAUUAUGCCAAAGAAAGAUCCUGUCAAAAUAGUAAGAUGUCAUGAACAUAUAGAAAUCCUCACGGUAAAUGGAGAGUUACUGUUCUUCAGGCAAAGAGAAGGGACAUUUUACCCAACGCUAAGGUUACUUCACAAAUAUCCAUUUAUUUUACCACAUCAGCAGGUUGAUAAAGGAGCCAUUAAAUUUGUACUCAGUGGAGCGAAUAUAAUGUGUCCUGGCCUGACCUCUCCUGGAGCGAAACUUUACCCUGCUGCUGUUGAUACAGUUGUUGCAAUAAUGGCAGAAGGAAAACAACAUGCACUGUGUGUUGGAGUCAUGAAGAUGUCAGCUGAGGACAUUGAGAAAGUCAACAAAGGAAUUGGCAUUGAAAAUAUCCAUUAUUUAAAUGAUGGCCUCUGGCAUAUGAAGACAUAUAAGUGAAGCAAAAGAAACUGUGUGACCCCAAAGGAAUGCACUUAGAGUAAAUGGACUGCUUUGUAAUUCCUUUUGUUUUUAAUGUGACUGAAUGUACAAAUUUAUUUUGUUCAGUGGCUACGCUAAAUAAAUCAAGUGAAUGCUAAAGUCCUGUUAGCGGCAAUAGUUUUCUAGACUUUAUUACAGUUCUUAAGCUUUUAUCCUAAACCCAUGUUGUCAGAAUGCUUGAAGAUUAUAUCUGAUGAAAAGGUCAUAUGUGAACAGUGAAUAGAACACUUCCUGCUAGGAAGAGAGAAAGCUAACAGGUGUAAAAUUUUGUGCUCUCUCCUAGCACAGUAAUUUAAAUUGGAUUUAGGAUAUAUUUAAUGCUUUUGUAUAUAAAAUUUCUAAAAUGUGUUAAUGCAUUUACUUUUGAUAAUAGGCAGCCUAGAAGGAUGAAAAGUUAGAAACUGUAACAACACACAAACUGGAUGUUUCUAUGUUCCAUAUACUUUGUGUCAAAUUCUAAUUUAACUUAUUGUCCAACAGUAAUGGUUUGAAUGUUUUACUCAGCUGAGUGGCCAUUUUUUAAGAUGCAAUUAGUUUUAUGGACUAUAAACCAAACACUGGAUUGUGAGACACGUGACAUCACCAGGAUAUGCUAUUUAAAUGAUCAUUUACCACACAAUAUUUGAGAUCAGUUUUUCCCUGCAUUGAAAAUCUAUAGUAACUGAGGAAACUUUAAAUGGCUACAGUGGUAAGGGCUAACAGAUCCUGUAACCAGAAGUUAGUAUUUCUGGGCCAAAUUUUAAAAGGAGUAUCAACUAGGCCUCCAUUUGUGCACCCUAUCACCUGCACAUGUGCUGUUACUACUAAUAAAUGGGGACUGCAUGCACAGACUCAUCCUCUGUAUUUAAGUGAUUGUGCAUGCAGAAAGAAUGUUGUCGUGUGGAAACAUCUGAGGUCUCUACCACUCAUGGAAUGACCAGAGUAAUAACUCUACAUGGCUCAUCGUUGGAAGGAUUUAUUAAUAUUGUAAAUCUUCUUAUUUGUAUUUGCAGUUUUUAAUUUUGUAUCAAAUGGCUUCUGUCUCAUUCUA
Emys orbicularis (European pond turtle) is the source of this 1790-nucleotide messenger RNA. RefSeq names its product MCTS1 re-initiation and release factor (gene MCTS1). Gene Ontology annotation, biological process: formation of translation preinitiation complex. Gene Ontology annotation, molecular function: RNA binding. The record is from RefSeq and is a predicted model, not a curated record. The transcript is spliced from 6 exons. The coding region runs from base 173 to 718 and encodes 181 amino acids. NCBI's taxonomy places the organism in Eukaryota, Metazoa, Chordata, Testudines, Emydidae.